Messenger RNA from Cinclus cinclus, 1336 nucleotides. It is a transcript of the gene TCEA3, whose product is annotated as transcription elongation factor A3. Gene Ontology annotation, molecular function: nucleic acid binding; zinc ion binding. The coding region runs from base 1 to 1287 and encodes 428 amino acids. Gene Ontology annotation, cellular component: nucleus. Gene Ontology annotation, biological process: transcription elongation by RNA polymerase II; DNA-templated transcription. The transcript has 14 exons. Lineage: Eukaryota; Metazoa; Chordata; Aves; Passeriformes; Cinclidae. The record is from RefSeq and is a predicted model, not a curated record.
AUGGGGCCCGCUGAGGAGCUGGUCCGGAUUGCCAAGAAACUGGAGAAGAUGGUGGCCAGGAAGAGCAUGGAAGGGGCACUGGAUCUGCUCAAAUCCCUGACCAGCUACACCAUGACCAUCCAGCUGCUGCAGACCACACGGAUUGGAGUGGCUGUGAACUCAGUGCGGAAACACUGCUCAGAUGAAGAGGUGGUGGCCUCAGCCAAAAUCCUCAUCAAAAACUGGAAACGGCUUCUGGAGUCCACCACCACAAAAAAAGAGAAGGAUGCAGAUGGGAAGAAGGAGAAGGACACAGCUGCAGACAAAGAGAAGAAGAAGGGGUUGGAUGUUUCCAGCUGCCCCAGUGAAGGGGUGAAGCACACCAAGAAUACAGCUGAGAAGCCCAGGGAGAAGCAUAAGGAGAGGAAGCCCAGCAACUGUGACUCUCAUGCCAGCAGCACCCAGGGCCACUCUGCUGAUUCCAGCCCAGAGAGAGAGUCCAGUGAUGGCCAGAGCCCCACUGCAUCCUCCAAGAAAUCACCUCUGGAUGGCAAGAAAGAGAGGAGAGCCUCUGCUGACUCCAGGUCCUCAACCAUCUCCUCUUCCUCCCCACAGAAGAGACUGUCGGGGGACAGGAGAGCUUCUCUGGGCACCAGCCUCUCUCCAACUCUCACCAGCUCCCAGAGAAACUCCAGUGACAGCAAGGAAGAAAGAACCAACAGCAGCAAGGCCAAACCUGAGGUGCUGCAAACCCCCACCAGUCCCUCCUUCUCUCCCAGCCCCUGCUUCCUGCCUCCCUGCUAUCUCACGGGCGACUUGGUGCGAGACAAGUGCAUUGAGAUGCUGACAGCUGCACUCCGCAUGGAUGAUGACUACAAGGAGUUCAGUGUCAACUGCGAGAAGAUGGCAUCAGAGAUUGAAGACCAUAUCUUCCAGGAGCUGAAGAGCACGGACAUGAAGUAUCGCAACCGGGUGCGGAGCAGGAUCAGCAACCUGAAGGACCCCAAGAACCCUGGUCUGCGGAGGAACGUGCUGUGUGGGGCCAUCGAGCCCGGUCUCAUCGCCCGCAUGACUGCCGAGGAGAUGGCCAGUGAUGAGCUGAAGAAGCUGCGGAACGCCAUGACCCAGGAGGCCAUCCGGGAGCACCAGAUGGCCAAGACGGGCGGCACUGUCACCGACCUCUUCCAAUGCAGCAAAUGCAAGAAGAAGAACUGCACGUACAACCAGGUACAGACGCGCAGUGCUGAUGAGCCCAUGACAACGUUCGUGCUGUGCAACGAGUGUGGGAACCGCUGGAAGUUCUGCUGAUGCUGCUGGCGAGUGGGCUGGAGGGAGCAUGAUGCAAGACAAGAGGCUG